GUGUCAGUUAUGUGAUUGUUGACAGAAUUAGUCUUAAGAACUGUCGAAACAAAAUAUAGAAGGGAUUCAGUUCAAAUGUAAAGCAAAUAAAACUCGAAAAAUUAAUUUGUGUGUGAAUUAACUACAAAUAUGGCUCCAAAGGGUUCUUUUGAAAAUCAGUUCGAUGACUACUCUAUUGAGGCUGCAGCAAAUAUUCUGAAUGAAAGUCGAGACGGGAUUUCAGAAAAAUUUCAUACAAAAUUGCAAAAGUUUAAAACAGAAAAAUUACAGUUGCUUACAAUGAAAAUGGAAAAAGAUAUAUUUUAUGAUGGGACAGUUUAUACUGGUUCAGCAGGCCUUGCCUUACAUUACUUCAUGUGUUCCUUGAAAAAUGAUUACAGCAGUGACCUACUGAAGACUGCAUUAGAAUAUUUAGACACUGAUAAUUUGAAAGGACGCAGAAUUAGCUUUUUGUGUGGAGAUGCUGGACCACUUGCACUUGCAACAGUAAUAUCAUUCAAGCUAGGUUCUAGACGUCAUGAUAAAACAAUGCCAGAUUAUAAAUUGUAUGCUCAAAGAUUAAUGGCAUUAAUUUCCUUGUUGAACGAAUCACCAGAUGAGCUUUUGUAUGGUAAAUCUGGAUAUCUCUAUGCCCUACUUUUUGUGAACAAAUACAUUAACGGGAAAGAAAUAAUACCAGGAAAUCACAUUGAAAGGGUGAUAAACAGCAUCCUAAAAUCUGGAAAACAAUAUGCGGCGACUAUGAAGAGUGAGAGCCCAUUGUUAUGGAACUGGCAUGAUAAGGUGUAUUUUGGCGCAGCUCAUGGAAUGGCUGGGAUUCUAUACAUGUUGUUGCAAGCUCGAUUAUUUAUUAAUAUCAUUGAAAUACGAAGCUUUAUUAAACCGGCCAUAGACUGGUUACUAAGCCAACGCUAUCCGAGCGGUAAUUUCCCUUCAUCCAUGGGGAGCAACUCGGGCGAUAAAUUAGUUCAAUGGUGUCAUGGUGCUCCAGGAUUUGUACCUUUAUGUAUUCUAGCAGCCCAGAUUUUCGAGGAUGACAAAUAUCUGAAGAUAGCAAUACAAUGCGGAGACGUUAUUUGGCAGCGUGGAUUGUGUGCGAAGGGAUAUAGUUUAUGUCACGGAGUCAGUGGCAAUGCGUAUGCGUUUAUACAGCUCUAUCAAGCCACGAAAAAACCGAUGUAUUUGUACCGGGCUAGUUGCUUCAUGGAAUGGUGUGCGGUGGAACGUUCCGGCACGGAACUGCAUCACCCGGACAGACCAGCAUCAUUGUUCGAAGGGUUAGGCGGCCGUCUUUAUCUAGCCGAGGAUAUAACACGGAUUAUGGAUGCUAAGUUCCCAGCGUUUACUGUUUAAGACAUUACAAAAUAAUACAAAUAUUUCUUUGUAAAAAUAUUUAAUGCUUAAAUACAUACUUAUCUAUACUUAA
Molecule: messenger RNA, 1426 nt
Organism: Helicoverpa armigera (cotton bollworm)
Lineage: Eukaryota; Metazoa; Arthropoda; Insecta; Lepidoptera; Noctuidae
Product: lanC-like protein 2
Exons: 8
Coding region: 130-1353 (407 amino acids)
Biological process (GO): peptide modification; carbohydrate metabolic process
Cellular component (GO): plasma membrane
Source: RefSeq, a predicted model, not a curated record